UCCAUAUUGAUUGUGGGUGAAUGAUUGGUGCUCUGGUUGUCUAAUUUUCCACAACUACUUUUUUUUUUUUUCUUUUUCUAUGUGCUUUGAAUUAUUUUAUCCAACUUUAGUGGUAUUAUGGCCGACAGUUCCAAAGACUUUUGAAGAUCCCAGUCAAGUCGUCAACCCCCUCUUCCUCUCCCUCUUCCUCUUCCUCUUUGCUCUUGCGCUUGGUUUGAAUCUGAUUAGGUGCAAGCAAAACCCACAAACUUAUACAUCUCUUUUCACAAAGGAUCGAUGGAGGUUGCGGGGAUCUUUCUGGGCCCGAUCAUUCAGGUGCUGCUUGAAAAGUUGGUCUCUCCGGCGGUGUCAAUUCAUGCUCGUCGGGAGGGAAUCCAUAGUGAGUUGAAGAAGUUGGAGAAAAUGUUGCCAGCUAUUCGUGCUGUUCUUGCUAACGCAGAGGACAAGCUAUUGGAAAAUGAUGCUGCUGUCAAAUUGUGGAUGGACGAUCUCACCGACUUGGCGUACGAUUUGGAUGAUUUGCUGGAUGACUUGGCUACUCAAACUUUGAUCAAGCCAGAAUCUCAUGCCAGCAGCAGUACUAGUAAGGUACCAAAACUCAACCCAGCUGUUAAGCUUUAUCGUAAUGUGAGGUCCAAGUUAACUACUUCCAAAAAUGAUAUGAGGUCCAAGAUAGAGGACAUCACUAAAAGAUUAGAAGAUAUUGAAAAACAAAAGAGUAUCCUGAAUUUGAAAGAGAAUGCUGAAGUGAUUGGGUUCAAGACAAUCAGAGAAGGUCGGGAAACGACUUCUUUGGUCUACAGCUCUGAAGUUUGUGGCAGAGUACAAGAUCAAGAGGCUAUCGUUGCGGAGUUGUUGAAGGAUGAAGUUAGUGCUGACAAUUUCUGUGUCAUUCCCAUUGUGGGCAUGGGAGGCAUUGGUAAGACAACUCUAGCUCAGCUCGCAUAUAAUCAUGAACGCGUAGAGGGUCGUUUUGAUCUCAAGGCAUGGGUUUGUGUUUCUGAUGAUUUUCAUGCAUAUGUUCAUAGAGUGACCAAGGCAAUUCUUGAGAGAGUCGCUUUAAAAACUCAUGACUCCAUGUCUUUGGAAACGCUUCAACAGAAUUUAAAGGAGAGCUUGUCAGGGAAGAAGUUUCUUCUUGUUUUGGAUGAUGUUUGGAACGACAAGUAUGAAGAUUGGGAGGUCCUAAAACGUCCUUUUAAAGUCGGGGCGCCUGGGACCAAAAUUAUUGUCACAACUCGUAAUGGAGCAGUUGCAAAAACCAUGGCUCUGUCUCAGCCGGCUCACCUUCUACAAGGGCUGUCAAAUCAUGAAUGCCUAUCUUUACUUGCUCGUCAUGCACUCGAGAAAGAAAACUUUAAUGCAGACCCAGGUUUAAAAGGAAUUGGUGAGGAAAUAGUGAAUAAAUGUAAUGGCUUGCCUUUGGCUGUAAAAACGAAUUGCAGGCCUCUUGCGCACUAAACCCCAAAGUGAGUGGGUAGAUAUAUUAAAUAGCAAGAUAUGGAAUUUACCCCAACAACUUGGUAUUCUUCCAGCCUUUCAAUUGAGCUAUUAUCAUCUCCCAUCUCAUUUGAAGCAUUGCUUUGCCUACUGUGCAACAUUUCCAAAAGACUAUGAAUUUGACAAAGUUGAGCUAGUUCUAUUGUGGAUAGGGGUAGGUCUUUUGCAGCCUGAAGAGAAGCAGAUAGAAGAUUUUGGCAAUGAAUGUUUUAAUAAUUUAUUAUUAAGGUCAUUUUUCCAACAAUCAGGUGAUAGUAAAUCAUCGUUUGUGAUGCAUGACCUUCUACAUGAUCUAGCUAUACAGGUUGCUGGAAAAAUAUCCUUUCGGUUGGAUAAGUUAGAGGGUAAUGAGCAAUUUGAAAUUCCUAAACGAGCUUGACACUUGCCAUUUGUUCGUCAAAAA
This is a messenger RNA of Cornus florida, 1903 nucleotides long. Its product is annotated as putative disease resistance RPP13-like protein 1. NCBI's taxonomy places the organism in Eukaryota, Viridiplantae, Streptophyta, Magnoliopsida, Cornales, Cornaceae. Gene Ontology annotation, biological process: defense response to other organism. The record is from RefSeq and is a predicted model, not a curated record. The transcript has a single exon. The coding region runs from base 277 to 1461 and encodes 394 amino acids. Gene Ontology annotation, molecular function: ADP binding.